AUGAAUUCACUUGUAAAAAAGAUAAUAUCAUUAGUAUUUCUGUUCUAUUUCCCAUCUUUAGUCUGGGCACAAGAUUACUAUAAAAUUCUUGGAGUCAAUAGAGAUGCGAAUGAAAAACAAAUUAAAUCUGCAUAUCGACAACUAUCUAAGAAAUGGCACCCUGAUAAGAACCCCAAUGACGAAGAAGCUCAUCACAAAUUCAUUGAAAUAGGUGAAGCGUAUGAAGUGUUAAGUGAUCCUGAAAAAAGAGCUGUAUUUGAUAAAUAUGGUGCAGAUGGGUUAAAAAACGGUGCCGGUGGCGGUGCUGGUGGCUUUCAAGGAGGAAAUAUGUUCCAUGACCCAUUUGAUAUCUUUGAACAAAUGUUUGGUGGUGCAGGAAAUGGUGCCCGUGGUGCACAAAGAAGACGCGGAAAUGAUUUGAUUGCAGAACAUCAUAUGCCAUUGAAGGAUUUUUAUUUAGGUAUUAAACAGGAUGUGACAUUAUCAUUGAAUGAUAUAUGUGACCAUUGUCAUGGUAGUGGGUCAGAAGAUGGGAAAGUGACAGUGUGUCCCGAUUGUCAAGGUCGUGGUGUACAGAUCCAGAUUAUACAAAUGGGUAUAAUGACACAACAAAUUCAAUCAAUGUGUGGUAGAUGUGGUGGUACAGGAAAAAUCAUUAAGAAUGUAUGUAAAGUAUGCAAGGGUGCAAAAGUGACUAAGAAAAACAAAGUCUUCCAUUUAAAGACAAAUGGUGGGAUUAAAAGAAAUCAUAAGGUUAGAAUGGAAGGCGAAGCUGAAAAAAGUCCAGAUUUUGAUACACCUGGUGAUUUAUAUUUCAUAUUCAAAGAAAAUGAAUUAAAUAACCUUGGCUAUAGAAGACGUGGAGAUGAUUUAUAUAGGACCGAAGUUAUUACUUUUAAUGAAUCAAUCUAUGGUGGAUGGGAAAGAACUAUUGAAUUUUUGAAUCCUCAAAAACAAGUUAAUCUAAAGAGAGAUGUUAAUAAGAUCACAUUAAAUGGUGAAAUUGAGAAAAUACCGAACUUUGGUAUGCCUCGUGAAGGUAAAAAAGGUUUUGGUGAUUUAUACGUUGAAUAUGCUGUUAUUGCACCGGCAUAUAAUAAAGCAGGAACCACAGACAAAAAGAAAAUUAAGGAUGAGCUAUAA
Molecule: messenger RNA, 1143 nt
Organism: Arxiozyma heterogenica
Lineage: Eukaryota; Fungi; Ascomycota; Saccharomycetes; Saccharomycetales; Saccharomycetaceae
Gene: SCJ1
Product: Scj1p
Exons: 1
Coding region: 1-1143 (380 amino acids)
Biological process (GO): protein refolding; response to heat
Cellular component (GO): cytoplasm
Molecular function (GO): ATP binding; Hsp70 protein binding
Source: RefSeq, a predicted model, not a curated record